Medicago truncatula (barrel medic) is the source of this 1937-nucleotide messenger RNA. RefSeq names its product J domain-containing protein required for chloroplast accumulation response 1. Gene Ontology annotation, molecular function: clathrin binding. The coding region runs from base 171 to 1562 and encodes 463 amino acids. Gene Ontology annotation, cellular component: vesicle; intracellular membrane-bounded organelle; cytoplasm. Gene Ontology annotation, biological process: clathrin-dependent endocytosis; clathrin coat disassembly. The transcript is spliced from 6 exons. The record is from RefSeq and is a predicted model, not a curated record. NCBI's taxonomy places the organism in Eukaryota, Viridiplantae, Streptophyta, Magnoliopsida, Fabales, Fabaceae.
UUUUCCACCUUUGUGUUUUGAUCUUUUCAAGUUUUUCAACUAACUCUAGUCUACUACCUCUAUAUAACUAGUCUACGCGCCAUAUCAAACAAUAUAAAACUAAAAACUUAAAUAAAAGGCUAAAUCUCCGGCGAAUAUUCCGGCAACAACAUCGUUGAACUUCGCCGGAAAUGAACAAGUCAAGGAGUACGAGCGCAUUGUUUGGUCACCCUUGCCGGCGAUCAGUGCAAGAUCGACCAUCUUACCGGAGGACCAGGUCCAUUUUCUCCGACUCCAGCUCCGGCCUUUCCCAUUCUGAGCCUGUUGAUAGUGAUGACUACUCCGAUGUCUUUGGAGGCCCACCAAAAUCCCUCCUCGUUCACAAAUGCUCUAGCUCCGGCUCUCUUUACGAAGGAAUUUUCAGGAUGCCGGAGUUCACACCUCCGGUAGAGAAGUGUGACCUGAGCUUGCCUGUGUUCAGGAUUCCGGUGAAAAACGAAGGAUUUUUCAAUGAUAUAUUCGGGUCGGAUGAUGACCGGAAAUCGAGAGAGCGGUCAGGGUCUCUGUCAAAGGCGAACUCAUCGUCUGCGCUGAGUUCGGAGGAAUUAAGUCCUUGCCGGCCAACAAUGGGAGAAGAAGUGCCACUGUCUCCUCUUGCUUCAAAGCUAAGGCCAACCAGUGCCCCGUUGAAAUGGAACUCAUCAACUAUGGUGUCCGAGGAAUAUCCAAGUAAACAAGGGGUGUCAUUUUUUUCAUGCAAUGAUCAUUCAUUUGGAGUUCAACACGAGGAUAAUGAAUACAAGACAAACUUCAAAAGCUCUCCUCAAGGAUUCUCAAAAUUAGUCUCAUCCCCGGCAACUACUAGUCUUGGAUCUGAUUCAUAUCAAGGCGCCAAAGUAUUUGCCGAUGACUGUGAGCUAAAUUCCCCAUCUGAGUCUAAAUGUUCAGUUUAUGAUCAUGUGCUUUCAGAACAAAUUACAGAACAGGAUGAUGAUGGGGAAAGUGAUGAUGAUUACAGCGAUGAUGACGAUGUUAUGAGCUCUUAUGUCAUAGAAAUUAACUCCAGCCUCAGAAGGGAAGAUUGUGAAGCGUCAGACAUCGAUGAAGCAAUUGCAUGGGCCAAAGAGAAGUUUCAAUCAAGAAGCCCUGAUGAAAAGUCAAGAAUGAGAUAUGAUGGCAAUGAACAGACUGUUAAAAUGCAAGGAAGUCCUGAUGCAAGUGAAUACCAUGAUUAUGGAAUUGGAAAAGUUCAACCUCCUAAGCAGAAACAACAGACACAAACUGAAAAGUUGGAUGAAGACAUAAGAAUGUGGUCAUCUGGCAAAGAAACCGACAUCCGGCUACUGCUUUCAACACUACAUCAUAUUCUAUGGCCUGAGAGUGGCUGGCACACUAUUCCUCUUGUGAAUCUAAUGGAAAAAUCACAGGUGAAGAGGACUUAUCAGAAAGCAAGGUUAUGCCUACAUCCAGACAAACUGCAACAAAAAGGAGCAACACUCCUACACAAGUACGUAGCAGAGCAGGCUUUCUCCAUUCUUCAGGAUGCAUGGGCUGCAUUCAUUUCAGAAGAUGUUUCCUUUUGACCGGUCAUUGAUGACUCAGUUUUGUCGUGAAAGUUGUGGACAAACACCUGGCUCUACAUUUGGAGAUUUGAAAACAUCAGCUCCUUUGUACAAAUAGUUUCUGAUGGAUUCACUGUUUGUUCUAUGUUUGUAUUAUAAAGUUAAGUUAUUGGAUGCUUUAGUGGGCUGGGUAUUAUUCUUUAGGCAGUUAAUAUAAAAUAAUGUGAUUGGGUUUAGUAUUUUAUUUGUAUAUGACGGAAGCAAGAAUUAGCUUGUACUAUACUUCUGGAACCAUAUGAUAUAACCUUUAUUGCAUGUAAUGUCAUCUCAUUAACCAUAUUAGGAAGAGUUUGUGUUAUAAAGAAAAAUAGAACAUCUGCACUUCGUCUUUUUUUA